ACAGGGUUCAGUGUCGGGGACUUGUUAGAUUGUCUGUGCAUAGUGUGCUACCGUUCUGUCUAAGACAAGUGACGUGUUCUGGAAUACAGUGAGACAAUUUGAGGAUGUGAAGGACCUACUGUCUGUCCAGCCUCGUGUUGACAUAGAGCCAUUAAGUGACCAUGUCGGACGUCGUAUCUACCCAGGGUCUGUCCACGACACACCUGGAUACCGUCCACCAGUACUGAGCAGUAGGCCCGUCGAACAAGAUAACCUCGUUACUGCGUUAAACACCUGGGUAGCUGGUUGUAUGUUUGUGUACGGCCUUGGCUGUCUUAUUGACGGGCAGCUGUCAUAAUGCUCAAAAUCUAGGAUUAUUUGUAUUGAUGGAUAUAUGUCAGUGUACGUAAAACACAUACUUAGAAUGGGGAAAAUUGGACCCGAAUUGUCAAACGAGGAGGAUGAUGUGUUUGAAGAGAGUGACCAUUGUCAUGGUGUUGCCGGGUCCUUGGAUUAUGACGACCACGUCCCUCCCUUGCCCACAAGGAGAAAAACAACUGCCGGUUUGGGUCCAACACUAAUUAGAGGAACAACCCUUGACAGGGACAAACGUCACCGAGCAUCGCUUCCAGCUCAAAUCAGCAGUGAAUACAGCAUACAAAAUGGGAGAUCCCCAGCGAAGCGAAAGAGGGACAGCUUCUUGAAAAGGAGACACAACUCUGCCUCAGCAAUACAGCUAUCAACUGUGUGUAGUAGUGUACCGUCGAGUCUGUCCAGUAUGUCCGAGUGUAAUGAAGAUGGAAAUGGACAUACGGACGACGUUAAUAUCUCAAAUACAAAUGACCCUCAGUCCCAGGCAUUUAUUCGUCUCCAUUCCAGCACAGACGACUCGUCGUCUAAAUGCAGUCGGAAAGGGCGUCCCGUGCACAGCAAUAGUUGUCCCCACAUCGAGACGACGUCUUAUCAAAUGUUUGAUAUCGUGGGCGACGAGUCGGGGAUCAGAUUUCCGUGGCAACGUGAUGCGUCGACGCAGUGUAAUAUUCAAAUAGAACGAGGGAAAUAUGUAAAAUCGAGAAGUGUAGAUGCUUCGUCAUCUUCGAGCUCAAGUCUGACCCCUCCAAACACUCUAUCACUGUCCUAUUUAGACUGUGGAAACAGAGGAGGCCAGGGAAUCGUACGGCCGCAUUCUAUUGGGUGUCUGGAAGGAACAGUUCACGAAGGGGAGAUAGAGAGACUGAGACAGGAGCAGGCUCGUAAGGCAAGGAAAUCAGACUCUUUCCUUCAAGUUUCGCCGAGGUCGCUGAGGAAACGCGCUUCCUUUGCGGUCUCUGACGAACAUGGCUCCGUGUCAGAUCUUGGCUCAAUAUCGGAAAAUCCUGAUAUCGAAGGUCGAGAUUUCAGUUUGGAGGAAAGUCAUAUGGCCGAUCUGUCUUCUGAACUUCGCCGUAUUGCUCUAAAAUCUGCCGAACAAUACCGAGACAUCAACAUCCUUUCGUCGCCUCGGGUGUCACCCACGAUAUUCGAUGGAAGCAAUCAGAGACAUUCCGGGUCUGAUUCGGACGACUGCUCCGGGCCAGAUUCACAGUCCAGGAAAUAUCUUACAAUACCGAGAAAGAACUCUCGUCGACGCUCCUCGCUCAGUCUGACUAGCGUGUCGGAUGAGAGUGAUGUGGAACCGUCACCACCCGUGGCCAGACGAGGGAGGCGCGCUGCCAUUGUUGACACCAAGAACUUUGGCGAUGUCUCCCCGACAACGCUCUCACCGGAAGUAUCCCCUAGCAAUUCCUGUGACGAAGGCGAUAAUGCAAGUAAUAUUGCGGAAAGAUUGCGACGGCGGAGAAGUUCUGUUGACCUCACAAUGAACGUGUACCCCGGGGAUCUUCUAGUGCACGAUCACCAUAAGAAACUUAUGAAGCGAAACACUAUCGCCGACCUGUAUUCACAGAAAAACGGUUCCUCUUCAAGCAUAUCAGAUGAACACAAAAAAGGAAGGCAAUCGUUUUCUCUUCGUAAAUUAAUGAAAACCAGAAGUAAAGAAUCUAUUCCACGUUUAGAAGAUGUUCUUAGUCAAAUGAAACCAUCUGAAUUCCGUGACAACCACUUGUCUGCCUACAAGAACUUACAUUGGUCUGACCUAAUUGCAAGCUCCGAUAAACAGACAGACGCAGUCAAACUACCGGAAGUAGAAAGGAAACGACGUGAAGCAGUAUGGGAACUCUUCAAAAGUGAAUGUGUCUUCCUCAUCGAUCAUCUAAUGGUUCUAAAACAUUGCUUCAUGGAGCCCCUUAAAAAGGUCCAAGUGGAAGGUCAUGUAAUGUUUGCUGAACCACAGGACAUUUUUGGUAAUCUGGACGAACUAUGUUAUGUGAGUUACACGUUUUGUAAAGAUUUUAUAUCGGCCUUACUGAAGGAUAUGAGCUCAACUGACUUCGGAAGUACAAGUGUCUUAAUCAGAGCCUUUGAACGGUUCACAACUCACUCGAGAGAUGGAGGAGUGUACCAUACUUACUGUCUGAACUAUGUGAAUGCCUUGACUUACCUCGAACAGCUGAGACGACACGAAGAUUUCACGGAAUUCGAAAAGUGGUGUACUCAGGAUCCGCGAUGUAACCGUCUCCAGUUGACUGACCUGUUAGUGGCACCAAUGCAACACUGCACCAAAUUCCCUUUAUUGCUCAACAAUAUCAAAAAGUAUACUGAUAACAGCGCCGAGAGGAAUCUGCUCGCCGAGCUCAUAGAGAAAGUGGGCGUGUCUCUACAAAAAAUGGAGGACAAGAUGAAGUGGGCAAAGAAUUACGAACGUCUCCAGGAGAUCCAAGGCCAGCUGGUGUGGCCGUCGGUAGCAGACAUCGACCCCCGGGCCUUCGUGCCUGACUUUCUCAAAACUGCCUUAACUAAACAGCCAUGUGAAAGGAUGAUAUGUAGUCCCAAACGUCAACUUAUACACGAGGGAUAUCUGACGCUUGUAGAGUCCGCCAAAACAUCGGAUGUCUACGUAUUCUUGUUUGAUGACAUCCUACUUAUCACGAGAACAAAGAAACCACAGAGGAAGAAACAUUCCAUCGACAGUAUUCACAUUCGGCUUCAGCAGUCUGGUCAGUCUGAUAAGAUUGUUCACACGGUAUAUAGACAGCCCGUGGCCUUGGACAGACUCAGUGUUCACGAUAUCACCCCAUCUGACGCAACAGCAAAUGGUCUUAAGCAUGCCUUCGUCCUAGUCCAGAUCAGUCGGUACCAACAGAUCAUUGGUGUAUUUACGUUACAGGCUGUUACAGAUUCUCACAAGGCUAUUUGGGUAGACAAGCUGUCACAAGCAAGAGAGAAAUUCAAUUCCGUUCCGGAUAUUUUGGCAAAUCAGUUAUCGCCUGGCGAGGAAGGCGGAGCUCAAGAUGGACUUAUAUCUUCGGACAUUGUCAGGGCAACCAAACAAAACCGUCGAGCGCCGUCGCUCAGAAACCCUCAUGGAAAGUCCUUGUCUAUGGAUGCCGUUUACCUGUGAUCUUUAUGGAUAGAUUUUAUGUUUAUCAUGAUAAUUGGGAAAUCGUUGAGGUACCAUACGGACAUAUGUUAUCCUGAAUCUGUAAUACCAGAUGUGUGAUCUAUGAAUUCCUCAAGUGACAAAACCCAUAAAGAAGUAGAAUUGGCGGGAGAAGAUGGGGGAUAUGGCGAAGUUGUGAUAUUGACAUUUUGUUACACAUCAUUCAGAUAAUGUGAUAACUAGACGUGUUGUGUGGCUGCUGUUUUCAUUGAUUGUUACUCCUUACGGAAUCGUCCAGACAGUCUGUAAUAUUACGGAGCUAUAGUAGGUAUCUCCAAGAUUUGAUAAAAUUAAAAGUGAAUUGUUGUGCUGCAAUAAAUUUCGCGUAAAUUCGCGAUGAAAAAACGCUAAUUCAAACUCUUGCAGAUAUUUAUUCAGAAAAAAAUGAAACACGGAAGAUAAUAUAUGGACAUUCGGUGAAUGGACCUUUCACGAAUCAAAGCGCUUUGAAUUGGACGUCAGAAGAUUAUUUGCAAAAAGUUCACUUAACUAUAGUACGAAGCUUCAGGAAUGUUUCCUAGUUACUGACCUUUUAUACACAAAUACAGUCGCAUAUAUAUUGUAGAAAAGAGAGUUCAGACGAGGACUAUAACAGUUUCCAACAACAUGUCAUUUCAUGCAAUUAUUCUAGUAAAAUCUAGCAAAGAGAAACCGAAAUAUCGACGAUAAAACGUUAACGUUGCAUAAUGCAUCAGUGUUCAUGUUUGUUUUGAUUAUAGUAAAACGAAGAAUAGCAAUAAAAAUGCCUUUCUAUGAAAAGUAUGGAAACUCGUACUCUGUAUGUGGGAACAAGUGAACCAUAUACGUUCUUUAUUUAAAAAAAAAAGAUCGUCGGAGAUCUCAAUCGGAACUGAAAUAUUUUGGUUACCUUUAUAAACUUCAUGGGACGGUAACUAGGAAUUUCAGACUUGUAACGGAGACUGUGGGUUAGAGAUGAUAACAGGUUAUGAAAACCUAGACUUAGCUGUAAACACGUUGAUACGAAAAAUACUACUGUAAAUAGUGUUGUUUUUGCGAGAGAGAUACAAUUUCGCUUUAAUUCGCGAGGAGGCCGAUUUCGCAAACUAACAUCUACCGUGAAUAUUAUUUCCAAGGAUCACUACAGUCAAUAUUGAAACACCAACUUUUCAAUCGCGCCAAUCGCUAAUUGAAGUAUUCCCGAAUAGAAACCUAGAGGCAGAGUUCACGAAAUGAAGAAAACGAAGAAAUAUUGUAGAAAAUGAAACUGUUUGCGCAGAGUUGAAGUUGAAGUUUCAUCCUACCGACAAAAUCAUGAACUGUCCUUAAAAAAUAUUACUUCGAUCUCAAAUGAGUCCACUUAAAUCAAAAGUGCUAUUUAAGUCACAUGUGUUUCCCUUAAGUGGCCUACGGUGUGACAAGAAUGAAAAACUGGCUGGUACAGUGAUAACAUAUAUAUGUAUAUGUAAAUAUAUAUAUUUAUGGAUACGUUUCUUGUUAUAUUUUUGUAUGCUUUCAUUAUGAAGCUGCUGUGUUGAGAGUGAUAGUGUUCAUUGGCAGUGUUGUGAUACAUUUGGGGUGACGUCAUUAAAGCUGCAUGCGAAUUCAAAAACUUUUAGUCGACAUUAAAAAAAAGUUAUAGCUAUUCUGCUUCCUUAGUUAUGAAAGCCGGAAGAGAUAGUCACUGGGGAACAUCGCAAAACCAGAAAAAAAAACAUUUUUUAAUCUCGGUUGAAAGCUUUUCAAUUUGCACUGUUAGCUUUAACUUCGUUACUCUAAGUGAUAAGUUAAUGAUUAUUUAAAUAUUCAUCAAGAUAUUAAUAUACAAUCAUUGGAAAUCCUUUAUACAUCCAGUUAUAUAUUCACUCCAAUGAGUUCAGCUAUUAUGUGAUUAAUAAAACUUGUUAAAUUAUAUUUGUUUUUGCGUUAAAUGUAUUGUAUCUCUGACGUUACAGUUAUAAUUGAAAUAAUGUUUUGUGGGUGUGCUACAC
This is a messenger RNA of Mizuhopecten yessoensis (Yesso scallop), 5466 nucleotides long. RefSeq lists its product as uncharacterized. Bases 374 to 3478 code for a protein of 1034 amino acids. Gene Ontology annotation, molecular function: guanyl-nucleotide exchange factor activity. The record is from RefSeq and is a predicted model, not a curated record. NCBI's taxonomy places the organism in Eukaryota, Metazoa, Mollusca, Bivalvia, Pectinida, Pectinidae. The transcript has 20 exons. Gene Ontology annotation, biological process: Rho protein signal transduction.